Messenger RNA from Anoplopoma fimbria (sablefish), 10919 nucleotides. RefSeq lists its product as uncharacterized. Lineage: Eukaryota; Metazoa; Chordata; Actinopteri; Perciformes; Anoplopomatidae. The record is from RefSeq and is a predicted model, not a curated record. Gene Ontology annotation, cellular component: nucleus. Gene Ontology annotation, molecular function: DNA binding; zinc ion binding.
UGCCUGUUUACAUCCCGAACAUGAGCCUGAACGCAGCAGAGACGCGACGUUUUUACAAAUAACCGAAGCUUUGCAUUGCUAUCGGAGCGUUGUGCCCCUUCUCCCGCUCGAGGGCCCCUAACAAGCCCCUUACUUGGAGGGCUCCACAGGAGCUCGCUCCUGUUUGGCCAGCAGGCUGCCUCCUUGCGGCUGGCCCAACUGAAAGCCCAGCUAGCUGUGACGCAGAUAAACAAUGCUCUUGCUGUUGGCAGCCGAGCCGCGACUUUGACCUCCAACUCUUCUGCUGCCUACAUACCCACAACACCCCCCUGCCCAACUGCUGCGGCCAUCAACCUCCUUAACCUUCUGAAGAUCGCAAACACCAUGUCCCAUCCCCUGUAUAACCCCUAUGCCUCUGGGAACCAAAGACCCACCCAGGGGCAGUAUGGACUCUCCAGUGGACAGGCAGAGAGGGACCCUCGGGCUGCACCUUCUCACCUUGGACCCGGGUCCAGCUUCAGCUCUUCUGGAUCUUCUUCUGUGACUUCUGCCAACCCUGGGGGAAUAAUUCCAUCCCUGCUGUCUCAGUCAAUGAGCUACAGGCCUGAACAGAGUAGGGCCAUAAUGGACGAUAACUUAGAGAGGUCUAUAGACAUGCAUAUUAGUAGAGCCAGAGAGGAGGUGAGGCUUCUUGGCAAACCAAUGCAUCAGCCCAUAGACUCUCGAUUUACUAGCACUCAAAGGGAGUUUCCCUCCUCAGGCCCAGGGAUGGUCUCCUUCCCAAUAUCCUCAACCCCUGCCUCUGUAGGACCCAGAUACCCGAGAGUUGAAAGUGGCAGUAGCUCCUCUGACUGGUCAUCGAACUACGAAAGGCCCACUCCAGAUGAACCUUCUAAGUUUUAUUCAUCGUCUGCUUCAUCUAGCUAUGCCAGCGGGGUCGAUGGUAGGUUUAAUGCUUCCAGUGAAAGAGAACGUGUGAUGCCGUCCAUUCCAGGGUUAGGUGAUUUUGAAAAUCCAGCGCCGGACAAGCCCGCGGCCCCUGCUGACUCCAGCCGAAACAAGUACACCUCUGAAUCAGCUUGUAACAUCCUUCUGCAUUUUGGACUUGAAAAAGAGGACUUGGAACAUCUCAUCUCGUUCCCCGAAGACCAGAUCACCCCCGCGAACCUGCCGUUCAUCUUGCGGCAAAUCCGCAUUGAGAAGACCAAGCGAGAUACAACUUCAGCUCAAUCAAAACCCUGCCCCGAACCUCAACCCACCAGAAUGAGUCAUUCCGGAGGGGCAGCGAUGCGACAGGAGGAAAUGCCAUCGGCUGUUCUCCAGCCCGGCAAUGUGAUUGACUAUGGACAUACAGGGAAAUAUACUGGAGGGGCUGGGGAUGUGUUUGGAAGGACCAGUGGCGGUAGAGAAAACAGUGGUGGGAGUGGAAGUAUGUUGCUGAUGGACACUUACGAUAGUAGCAGACACGGCCGAGAACCACUGCAAAAAACCGAGGUGAAAAGCAGUUCCUUGGGUUUUUGUCGUGAGCAGGCGAGUUCUGUUUCCAGUUUCAGCUCUUUGCACAGUUCCACACAGAGCUCUGUGGCUCCCCCGAGCAUUGACCAGACUAAACGAUUGCAAACCCAAACAAUCAUCAGCCCUUUCUAUAUGAAAGACACAGACAUCAGAGUUGUCAAGUCUGAAGCCUCCAAACCCGCUCCGUCGAAAGAACCAGCGGCAGAUCGCCAGUCAGCAUCGAAUACCGAACCCCCUCCUUUGUACCGUGGUUUGCAUCCCGGUAGACCUGGCCUUGUGCUCAUUGGAAACAAUGACACCAGUGGCAAUAAGAAGCAGAGUAAAACUCCAGGACAAGGGUCAACCGUUGCCGAGCAGAUGACAAAGCAGCAGACGCAGCAGCAGCAGAUGCAGAAGCAGCCGGUGCAGCAAAUGCAGACGCAGCCGGUGCAGAAGAUUCAGGUGCAGCAGAUGCAGAGGCAGCCGGUGCAGCAGAUUCAGAAACAGCCGGUGCAGCAGAUGCAGAAGAAGCCGGUGCAGCAGAUUCAGAAACAGCCGGUCCAGCCGAUGCAGAAGCAGCCGGUGCAGCAGCAACCGAAGCAACAGACUCCGAAGCAGCCAGUAUCGCAGAUGGGGCAAGCCAUGUGGCCUCCAUUUUUUUCUGCCGCAAAACCGGUUCCCCCUGCAUCUCGCAUGCCCAACAUCACUGACGCCAUGCAACGUCCUGUGUUCAUCCCGGGCGGUCCUCCCCCCACCGUUGGUCUUCCAGCUCUGCCUCGGCCCAUUCCAGAUCUGAUGGACCUCAUUCAUCUGACGAUGCCACCUUCCAACAAGCCGCCUCCGGUAUCGACUGCAGUCUCCAAGGGUCUGCCAACAGCGGCCAUGAUGCAUGAUUAUGCAGCGGCCACACCCAGAGCCUUUCCACAUACCUGUUGUCUGUGUAAAAGAGAAUGUCUUCGUAUGAAGGAUUGGAUCUCCCACCAGAACACCACCCUUCACCUUGAGAACUGCACACUCCUCCGUACACGAUACCCUAGUUGGGAUGGUGAAAUUGCACUCCGCUCUACGGGUAAAGAUGCAAAGCCCUCGCCCUCAACCUCUUCACAGACUUCCCAGCAUCGCCAGAAGGCCAGGCAUGGAAGCCGCUCCCGUUCCAGCUCCCGCUCCCGCUCACACAGUCCCCGUCGGUACAAUCGCUCAGAUGGCAGACGGGAGAACCGCAGCCGGCGGUCACGAUCACGAUCGCCGUACGCCUCCAGAUACACUCGCAGGUCCCGGUCUCGUUCUCACUCCCCAUGGUAUGACCGCCCUACUUCCUCCCGCUAUUGGUCACGUUCAAGAAGCCCCGAGAGACGCUCGUCGCCAAGGAGAAGAGACGACCGAUGGUCACCUCCGAGGAGGAGCCGUGAGAGACGAACAUCUCCGAGGUGGAGCGACGAGAGACAUUCGCCAUCAUGGAGGAGCGACGAGAAACGAUCCCCCCAACGGAAGUCGAACAGUGCAGAGAGCCUGGUUAAGAAACUGCUGGAAACACCAGCUGUCCAGUCUCUGUCAAAACAGUCGGACCUGGCGACUAUGGUUAAAUCUCUGGCUCCCGCCUUAAUGGCCGAGCUAUCCAAGAUGAAGUCCUCGUCAUCGUCCUCAUCCUCUUCAGCAAAGAAUAAGGAGACGACCAAAAAGCCUUCUAAACAGAGUCCCAGCCUGCAGAAGAGCGAGUCCGCUAAGUCUUCGCUACCAACCGAGGUGAAACUGGAAGGGGUUCAUAGUUAUAUCUCUCACAAUGACGUGUUGGCUGCUGUGGAGAGCAUUGGAAAAACCGAGUCCGUUGUACUCUUCCGGUCCAUACAGGGGGCAAUCGUGAGAUUCGAGAAAGAAGAAGAUGCAAAGAAACUGAAGAGCCUAAAGAACCUCGAUGUGAAAGGAGCAAUGCUCCCCGUUGCCAGAGAAAGGGAGACUGUUCCCAAGGACCAAAAGAAGCCUCCCCAGAAAAAACCUGCCACGUCCAGCGUUUCCACACCUCCAAACACUUCCACUACCACAAGAAAGGUUCUUCUCCCUACACCUGACAUGCCUCCACUUGAAUGUCCCAAAAGGCCUCCAUUUUCAGCUCCUGGAGCCAAAAAAGCUACAACAGGCAAAUUCCAGAAAAGUGCAGCGAAAGGCUCCGCAAAAGUCUUGGUUUCAAAAGCGAAAAACGUCUCGGCCAAGCAGGCAAAUAAAAUGGGUAAAACAGGGAAGCUGCCUGUGAAGGGACCUGUGAGAAAGAACAUGAGAAAACCCAUAAAAAAGCCUGCGAUAAAGCAAAAAACAUCACCACGAUCCAAGUCCACGACUGAAACCAAGGUUCAAGCUGCGCUGAAAGACACAGCUAAGGUGCAUGACAAAGCAAAUGACGCUGAACCAAUGGAGAUUGGCGUAAUGGGAGUUCAAGCGUUGGAGCCCAUGAAAGCUGGAAGUUGUGCUUGGGAAGGAGAAAAACGGACAUCUACGGAGGCUGCACCAGGAAGUUCAGCAGACAAAUCCAGUGAAGGUCAACCACCAACCAGUAAAAUGGAUACAGGUCUAACAGGAAGCUCUGUCAAAGCUUCACCUCAUGGCCAGCAAAGCACCUUGAAAGAACAAGAGUCCACUGCAAAGGGACUGGAGACCAAGAUGGAGGCUUCACACAUGACACAGCAGGCUGCAGGAAGCUCGACUGAAACAAUGCAAAAAGCAGAUGCAGAAUCAGCCAAGGAGGCUUCCAGAAGCAACAAGGCGCCUGCCACUCGUCCGACUGUUGGGGAGACGGCAGAGAAGACCCUGCAUCAAUCCAGAAUACCGUGCCUCAAGCUGAAAACCUGCUUUUCUCCAAAGUUUAUGUUACUUGGUCAGAAGCAGAUGUUAAUAACCAACCUGCCGGAGUAUCACGACGGCUGCUACACAGAGGAAGACCUCGCCAGACUGCUCAUACCCUUUGGGUUUGAAUAUGCAGAAGACAGCAUCUAUGUUAUUCCUCAGUCGUGCAUGGCCUUCGUCUUCAUGCCAUCAGUGGAGGAGGCGUUCAACGUACUGAAAGCCUCCUUGAGGAAGGGCAUUUUUUUGAUAGAGUCGAAACUAUCUUUCCGUAUUUUAGCUCACAGCUUUAAAUUGUCACCGUUCUGGUUUUAUAAAGCAAUGAUGAGGCUGCUGCGUUAUCGGGUGAUGGAUGACGGAGCAAAAACAAUCUUCAUCAAGAACAUUUCAUGGAGUGAGACCAGCGAGCUCAGAAACUCUUUGAACAAAAUCCAAUCUGUCAAGAACUUCUUUCCUCUCCUCAACAAGGCAUUUGUAGAAUUUGCAUCUGUUUGCCAUGCUGAUCGACUCGGAGUCUGGUACAGUUUCCUGAAACACCCCCCCGAUCACAAAAUCUACAGGCUGAAGAUACCAUUCAUUGGUCAUGUUGUACUACAACAACCAAGAGUUCCUGAGAACGCUCUGCCUCACAGCAAGGAUGCUGUUACCGGGGCAACUAUCCCAUCAAUGGAGUUUGGCAUACCACCGGACAGCAUUGGACCAUUCUGGGUCACGCUGAGAUCUCAUCCCUUCAUUUUCCCGACCAGGUCUCCUUGGUUCAUCAUCCCAAAUUACCUGACAGUCGAAGGACCCGAUGAUAUUGAGGAGGCCAAUCGUGGCUCCAAGUUCCCAACCAUCAUGUUGACCGGUUUGCCAGGGGACUACAAGCACGAGGACGUGGCCAAGCUGGUCUGGCAUUAUUUCCCCAAACAGAACCUCCACUCCCUGUACUACAACGUGGCGGUCUUACCUCUGCAGAGGAGGGCCUUCGUGUUUUUCGCCGAUUGGACUUCGUGCUGCAAUUUUGUCCAAAAUCACAUCCUGGAUCCAGUUUCUGUACAAUCCUGCCCGCUCAGUGUUCACUUCGUCUUGGAACACAUACAUCCCGCAUCCAGUGAGGAGAUGAUGUACACAACUCUGAUGAAGUGGAGCAACGCUGGAGUUCCAGAGCAGAAGUCUCUGGAGGAGCGGUUGCUGUGUGUGACGACUUCUGAGACGUCUCUGGCUGUCGUCGGGAUGGUCAUGGAAGCGGUGGCGUCCACUGCGUCCUUUGUCGGCUUCCUGCCGCUCGCCAACAGGAUAUGCAUUGAGAUGACUGACUCCAGCGCUGUAACCAAGGUGGUGGAGAAAUACAACAGUUUCUUACCAGACUCGGAAAGUCAAGAAGCUUGGAGUAAAGUUCAACAUUUUGAGCCUUUGAAGAGCCUAAAACAGCGUCUCCAAGAUUCUAGUGAGAUCAAAAACUUGGACGCCAUCAACAUCAAUGUCAAAGCCAAGCCCCCAGCUGUGAAAUGUCCAACACAGCCCUCUUUAUCGGAACUCCCAGAUAACGGGUCACAACCUGAUCAGCAAACCAGUGGCUCUGGUGGAUCCACCAUUACUGAGCCCAUCACAGCAGCACCAAGUGCUAGUGCUGCGAGUGACGUGGCAAUAAAGAAGGACGACGAGAAACCAGGAACAGAGUUUCCCACGGACUCCACAUCUGGCCCUGAGGCAAAUGAAGAUGUGACCCCUUCCUCUGCAGUCAGCGGUGGAAACGCAGUCCCAGCUGCUUCCAGUCCGGCCCCAUCGGCCACAGGGCUCGUGCCUGAAAAGAAGUUUGCAGCACUUCCUCAGAUUGACGCUGACAUUUUCAAGGCCAUCACGGCGGCAGUUCGUAGCCACAGGCUCACCCGAGAGAGCAGUUCCAAGAGUGAGGAGAAGGAGAUUCCCAGCAAAAGCACCACAAGCUCUGGACCUGCAACGGCUGAACACGCACCGCAAAGAAAGGGUCAGGAAGAUUUUACAAAAGACGUCGUCUUAUCAGAUGCUUGUCGUUUUGAUGAGCUAAAUUUCAACAUGGAUGACUUUGUCACCGUCGACGAAGUCGGUGAUGACCUGGGUGACGCAACCCCCAAGCCGCAUAGCUCCUCCUCAUCCAAGCCGUCCUCCAGAGCGAGAAGAAAGAGCCGAAGCUCAGGAGUGUUGCCUGCUGGGAAACGGAUCUCAACGAGGUCUUCAAAAGACUCUAAGACCACAGUCUCUUCCUCAUCCUACUCAUCCAAGUCGAUUAAAGACUUAAGCUCUUCGGGCUCUGCGUCACCAAAAAAGUCCAAGUACUCAUUUGAGCCUACCAAAUCCCCUACCAAACCCUCGGCCUCUGCCAGUGCCGGUAAGGCCUCCCCCUCUUCUUCUCCACUCUCUACUGAAACCCCUUCUGCCCCUGGUCAGAAAACACAACAGAGCAAAACACCAUCUCCAGCCAAAGCAUCCAAUACCGCAUCCUCUGGUUCAACUACCCGCUCCUCCUCCGCUGCACGUGAAACAAAAAAUGUAACAUCAGCAGCAACAAUCUCAAUGGGAGAUCGUUCUGAGCUGCCUAAAGAAGAAAAAGACACAGAGUGCACUGAGGCAACGUCUGACCACAAAGUGUCAGAAGAAGGCAUUACUGCAGAAACUGUUGAGUCAGAGACAAAAAUGGAAAGCUCAUCAGAGAUUCAUCCACCUCAACAGGAACUUGGGUUGGAGUUGAGCCAAGCUCAGAGUCCUGAGAUUGCUAUCAAUGUCAACGCACUUGAAGAGCAGAAGAAAAGCAAAGAAGAUGAUGUUGACAAACAAGAGGAUAAAAGUUACCAAAUUCUUGAUUCGCUUGAUGACCAAACGGAUGAACCGAUGGAUGAUGGGGUCCAUGCCAGCAGCUCUGAAGCCCAGCUAAGUGGACCUAAAGGAGACCAGGCUUUGCAUGAGGAAAGCUUUCAGGUCUCGGACAGUGUGGACGAUGAAGUCAAAGCCUGCAAACCGGAGUGCAAUGAAAUGGACGGUUCUCUCCAAAUGUUGGACAGUGUUACCGAAGGCGAGGCAGCUACAGGUCAAGAGGAAAGUCGCCUGGAUCAAGAUGACGGGUCCACAGUAAAGCCACUGUCUGAGGAUCACGAGACAAGUAAUGUAGAUACUUUCCAGGUGUUAGAUACCGGUGUUCAUACUCCAACGGACAUGGGAGAUGGGGAGAAGGGAAAAGAUGAGGAAGUCGAAGGCAAAAUGCUUCCUGCAGAGUCCUGCAAAACCUUCAAAGAUGUGGAUAAUCCUGAUAGCCAAGUUCCAAAUGAAGAGCAGCCUCUUCAAGACCCCAACAACAAAGACAUUUUAAAAGACCCAGAGAGUGAUGUUGCUGAACAGGAAACCUUUGAGAUAUUGGAUUCAAUUGAUGAUCUCACUUCAGCAGAAGAUGACAACCAGAACCUCGAAACUCCCAGUGAACACAUCUCUAAAGGAGACAUUAAGCCCAUGGAGGAAGAGGAAGACACCUAUCAGGUAAUUGAUUCUGUGGAAGAUCAGCCGAUGACUACAGAGUCGGAGACUGGCAGCAAAGGAAAGAGAAACAUGAGAGGGAAGGCGACUGCUAGAAAGGAUGAACGCCCAACAAAGAGGAGUGGCACUCCCACAAGCACAGCAUCCAAAAGCGAAGAGAAGGAGAAAUCGCCAAAGAAACCGGAGAGGACGGUUGCAAAAUACGAGACACGGACGAUGAUGGACCUCACCGCAAGAGACCUCUUCGUCACUGAGGACGUGGUGUAUAAGAUAGUCGAUUCUGUUGAAGAAGAACCGGUUCAGGAUGCUGCCACCACAGAAAUGUCUGGAAGAAGAAGAAGGAGUGCAAGAGGAAAGAAAGAGGAUAAAACGCCUGAAAAAACAGAAGAAGCAACGUACGAGAUUUUAGACUCUGUGGACGACGAAACUGCCAAUGAUGAACCGGCGGUCACGACGAGACCUACCAGAGGAAAAAGGGGAAGACCAGCUAAGAAAGAUGCUUCAAAUGAGAAAACCAAAACAGAAGAUACGCCAACAAGACGGAGGCAAACUCCUGUCAGAGAGUCACAGGAACGCAACAGGGAAAAAACACCAAAGAAAGAAGAGAAAGCUCCUCCAAAAGAGAGCACGCCUUCAAAGAAGAGCGAUACUGUUGUCGGUGAGUUAAGCGAGGAGGAUGCGACCGGUGAGGUAAUCGACUCCAUCGAGGACGAGCUUGUUCCAGAUGAUCAACCUGCUCCAAGAAGAAAAGGAGGAAGGGGAAGACCAAAGAAAGACGUUAAAACAACUAAAAAAGAUGUUGGCUUGACGUUGACGAAGGGUGAAAAAGACGCAUCGAUAAAAGUGACUGAGGAAGAAGAGGCGACAUAUCAGAUUCUUGAUUCUGUGGAGGGCGAGACGGUCGACGAGUCAAAAGAGAAACCUUUCGAAAGCAUCGACCAGCAAACCAAGAAAAGUGAAACUCCCCCGGGAUCACCCAAAAAUGAGGAGGACGAUGAGCCGAUGUAUCACAUCAUAGAUUCCCUGGAUGACGAUCAAGUUCAGGAACAGCUGACGCCCGUAGAGGACAGGGCAAAAGAAGAGUUAUCAGCUGGAAAAGACGACAAACCAACAUGUGUUAGCACAGUUGUGGAAGGGACCGAUGAAGUGGCUGUCGAGUCCAAUGAUCCACCUGCUGCAGACGGGUCUGGUGCGGAAAAUAAGGAAAGUACAACCAGAGCAGAUGUUCAGAAGGAGGACAAAUCAACAAGUAAAUUACUAAAGAGUGACACCGCCCUGCUGCAAACGGAGAACAAACAAAAAUCGCCCGAGAAAGAGGAGACAACAAUGAGCCCUCUGGUGAACCUGGACGAGGUGAGCGAGGAGGAGGAGGAUUACCCCGACGACGCGGCCGAGGAGGAAGAGCUGAGGAAGCGACAAGCCGCGGCAAAAGAGAAGCAGUCCGCCAGGGAGCGAGAAACGAGGAGGACCAGGGAGCGGGAGGAAAGGAGGUCCAGGGACACCGAGCAGAGGGAGCGAAGGAGCCGGAGCAGCAGUAGCAGCAGUAGAGGAGGAGGAGGAGGAGGUGGAGGUACGAGGAGGGGGAGGGAAAAGGAGGAGGAGACGGUGGCGGUAGUAGACCCAAAGAAGCUGGUGACUCUGGAUGAGGUGGGAGCGGAUGAUGCCGGAGAGGAAAGAGCGGCGGACGGCAAAGAGUCAGACGGGGAGAUCACGGAGGGAGAGCUGCAGACACUCGUCACUCUGGAUGAGUUCAUAGAAGAAGAGGAGGAGGAGGAGGACGACGGGAAGGCGGAGCCAAGCAGGGGAGAGACCGUCCCACCCAGCCAGGAGGACGAAUCAGUGGACUUCUUAAACCCAGAGACUCUGGUGACGUUGGAUGAAGCCGGCGAUGAUGAGGAAGAGAAGCCUGACGAAGAUCAAGCUGAGAAAACCCCGAGAUCUGCCAAACGCAGAAACGACGAUGACACAGAAGAAAGUAUGAACUUUGUGACGGUUGACGAGGUGGGAGAGGAGGAAGAGGAAAAGGAAGCGGUAAAAACCAAGACAAGAGGACGGCCCAAGAAGAGAACCAGACAAGCCCCUGUGAGGAAAUCUACCAGAGGGAAAAAAGUGACGGCAGAAGAAGAGAGAGAGGAAGAAAUGGAGCCAGCUGGAACCGAUGUUCUGCCUCCAACCGCACCCGAUGCCUCCUCGUCACGAGACAAAGAUCCGUCUACGUCGUCAAGUCUCGGCCAGUCGGAGAUCCAGAAGGCCGAGGUGGAAGAAGCCCACCAAGCCGACGUUGAAGCUACCUCUGCUGGACAGGAGAUGCAGCAGCUGGAGGAGCAUCCUGAGAACCAGACACUGGAGGGAGGUGUGGAGGAAGGAGAGGAGGAGAAGGAAGGAUGGAGCAGGGAGGACAUUAAAGUUUUGAGCAAACAGAGGAGGGAGCCUGUCGGACCUGAAGCGAAGCGAUCUCGCUCUCAGUCUCCGCGUGUCGCCGCCGACGUCAAACUGCCGCCAUUCCAACCCAACAACCCCCUCGGUCAGGAGUUUGUCGUCCCCAAGUCGGGGUAUUUCUGUAAUCUGUGCUCUGUUUUCUACCUGAACGAGAGCGCCGCCAGGGACCUCCACUGCAGCAGCCAGAGACACUAUGACAACCUGCAGAAACAUUUCCAGAAGCUUCGACAGAAACCAUCAAGAAGUUCCACACAAAGUUCUCAAGGCUCCGUUUCUGAUUGAUUCCAACUCUGACAUCUAACUCUUGUUUUAUUUUUAUUUUCUUGUCAAAAAUGUGGCAAAAUGUAAAGCUGGACCGGUGAAACAUCUGCAGCUUUACAAACCUCUGCAGAGGAGUUUAGUUGACAUAUCAAUUGUAUAAUAAUCAAUGUUGGUCAUAACUUACUGCUGUUUGGCACCUCUUUUUCAUAUUAAAUGUCUAAAUAUAACAUCAACCAUAAUACUAAAUGUAUAUUUUAGCAUCUGUUGUCUCAUUUCAAACUUAUUCUACUCAACUCUACAGUUCUGGUGCCUUGCUCUGUCUUUAGUUACACUGUUACAUUUAUCAGUUGUGUUGUUGAAAAUCCCGAAACACGUCAUUAUAAAGUUUGGAAUUUAACAAGAUGCCACAUGAACUCAUUGACUCAUCA